CCACGUUUGCGCUUCAUCUUUGCAUCUCCUUCAUGUUGUCCGGCGGGACUAUAGAAAAAGAUGGUAAUUGUCCCACCAUCUUGAAGUUCGUAGAAGAGUUCGACAUUUCACGAUACAAAGGCAAAUGGUACACUCAAUAUCGCACCGCAAACAAACCAAUUCUGAAUUGUGCCCAAAUGGAUGUGAUCAAGACUAGCAAAGGAUAUUACAUAAGAAACCUAUCCGAACACCCAAAGAAAAAUACUCCAAUUAUCAAUCGGUUUAAGAUAGUUGGUCUGAAUGACACAGGAGUAUUUAACGUUUCAGCUAUCGUAUUAAGCGAAAGUAACACCAGAGAACUACAAACAUGGAUUGUGGACACAGAUUACAAAAACUAUGCUCUGCAGUUCUCUUGCGCGCAUCUUCUGAAACAGAAAAGUUUGCAUGACGGACUUAUUGUGACACGGCAGCGACAUCCACCCGAAGACUUACUGGCAAGAAUCACACUUACUGUAAACGAGGUUGGAUUGGACUUAGCCGAUUUUCAAAGAGUGAACCAAGCUGGUUGUAUUCAUAAGCGACAUGCUCCGCUUACCGCGCCCUUAAAGGAUAACCUAGGAAGAAUGAAAAAUGAGGACAUUAUCACUACAGAGAAAAUCAGCAGACGUCCUACGAGAAAAUUAGCGGUAGGCAAAUAGACAGCAUUAUUAAUAAAUGUCCUUAAAUGAUUUAACAACUAA
This is a messenger RNA of Scaptodrosophila lebanonensis, 719 nucleotides long. RefSeq names its product apolipoprotein D-like. Bases 33 to 677 code for a protein of 214 amino acids. Lineage: Eukaryota; Metazoa; Arthropoda; Insecta; Diptera; Drosophilidae. The record is from RefSeq and is a predicted model, not a curated record. The transcript is spliced from 4 exons. Gene Ontology annotation, biological process: symbiont-mediated perturbation of host defenses. Gene Ontology annotation, molecular function: pigment binding.